AAUGCAGACAAUUCUGGGGCAUUUGGUGCAUUCACCGUGUUGUGCAACCACCACCUCUAUCUGGUUCCAGAAUAUUGUCAUGACUCCAGAAUAAAACUCCACACUCCUUAAACAGUAGCCCCAUUCCCCUCUCCCCUGGCCCCCCCGCAACCCCCAACCUACUCCCUGUCCCUGUGGAGCCGCCUCAUCUGCACAAACGGCAUCGUGGACGCUGCGGCCCUUUGUGACUGGCCUUCUUCCCUCCGCGUGGGGCUGCCGGGGCUCAUCUGUGCUGUGGCAAGUGUCGGGGCCUCCUUCCGGGUAACGUUCCACCGGACGGACAGACGCGUUGAGCCAUGUCAGCGCUGCCUGCGGGGGACCAGACCGCAGUGUAGGUCUCGUACCGCACCUCUGAGGACAAGUGCUGGGACCCACUCCGGGCCGAACCCGGAGAUGCUUUGCAUCAUAGCCUUGCAGAGUCUUGGCGGACAGGCUAUAAACUCUCAGGAGAAGAAGGUGGAUCUCGGAGCCAUGUGAGCACCAUGGCCAGGAUGGGCGAGGACUUCUCCUCCCAGAUGAAGAAGAUGGUUUUGGCCGUGGGCACGUCCCCGUUGCACAAGGACGCAGACCUGCUGCCCACCAACUUGAGGCACUACGGCUCCUUCAACUAAAUCCGGUUUGAGAACAUGCAGAAGUUCCAGGCCUUGGGGCAGCAGAGCGCCAUCUGCAAGGUCUUCCAGACCCUGGAUGAGGACAAGAGUGGCUUCGUCGAGUGGAAUGAGAUAAAACACAUCCUGUCCACCGCUGUCUCCGGCAGCGGGUCCACCGCCCCACUGACGGACGCGGAGGCCGAGGCCGUGAUGCAGGCGGCUGACAUGGACGGGGACGGAAGAAUUGACUUCGAAGGUGGGGCAGCAGAGAUGAGAGGGGCAGGGAUACCUCUCGGGACCUCCCUGGCCACCCUCCACCCCCGCUGCAAUCAUUCGCACUCAGGCCGUCAGUACUGAGUCCAGCGCCUGUCUUGGUGCAGGGCUGAGCGGGCUCCCCACUGCCAGGCGUGGACCCCAUGCCCCAAAGCUGACAGCGGCCUGUGGAGGUCACCACACCCCCAAUCCACAGAUGGGGAGACUGAGUCUCGGGGAUGCUGAGUGGAGCAGGGAGUUUCACCGGGCCCGGGGGGCUGCUGCGGCGCCUGAGCAGA
Messenger RNA from Camelus dromedarius (Arabian camel), 1180 nucleotides. RefSeq names its product parvalbumin like EF-hand containing (gene PVALEF). NCBI's taxonomy places the organism in Eukaryota, Metazoa, Chordata, Mammalia, Artiodactyla, Camelidae. Gene Ontology annotation, molecular function: calcium ion binding. The record is from RefSeq and is a predicted model, not a curated record. Gene Ontology annotation, cellular component: cytoplasm.